Molecule: messenger RNA, 2342 nt
Organism: Carassius auratus (goldfish)
Lineage: Eukaryota; Metazoa; Chordata; Actinopteri; Cypriniformes; Cyprinidae
Product: Fc receptor-like protein 5
Exons: 16
Coding region: 100-2244 (714 amino acids)
Biological process (GO): immune response; cell surface receptor signaling pathway
Cellular component (GO): external side of plasma membrane
Molecular function (GO): transmembrane signaling receptor activity
Source: RefSeq, a predicted model, not a curated record
GAGAACAGCAGCUGAUCACUAGUUUCUGCUUCUUUACUUCAUUAAUAUUAGGUAUCAGGAAGUCUUGAGUCUUUAACCGUCUGUCAUUAUUCGGUCAGUAUGGAGCUCAGUCAACUUCCUCUUGUGCUCUUGCUGAUUUCAAGCAUCCACUCUGCACACACUGAAGAAAGACCAAAACCCAAAGUGUCCAUUAAACCUGCUCAACAUGUGUUCAGAGGAGAGAAAGUCACUCUCAGAUGUGAUAUAUAUGAUGAAGGAGUCACUAGCUGGAGCUACAGCUGGUAUAAAGAAGGUUCAGACAGCAUUUUCAGUUAUCAGCAGGAACACACACUCAUGUCUGUUACUGAGUCUGACGCAGGUAAAUACACCUGUGACGGAUUUAAAGGAUCACGCUGGACACAAGAGAGUGAUGCAGUUACUCUGACAGUAUCAGGUCCUCCUAAACCAACUCUGACUGUUAAGCCACAGAGUUCAGUGUUCACUGGAGACUCAGUUACUCUGAGAUGUGAGCUGAUUCAGUCACAGAAUGGAUGGGAGUUUCUCUGGAGAAAAGACUCAAAUCCUGAAUCUACUGAAGCUAAAACUAAAACAAUAAAUCAUGUUGAAGUCUCUGAUGGAGGACAGUACAGGUGCAGAGCACGAAGAAGAGAAUAUUACACAGAUUACAGUAAACCAGUAGUAGUGACAAUAUAUGAAAGACCAAAACCCAAAGUGACCAUUACACCUGCUCAACAUGUAUUCAGAGGAGAGAAAGUCACUCUCAGAUGUGACAUAUAUGAUGAAGGAGUCACUAGCUGGAGAUACAGCUGGUAUAAAGUAGGUUCAGUCAGGUUUAUCAGUGAUCAACAGGAACACACACUCAUGUCUGUUACUGAGUCUGACGCAGGUAAAUACAGCUGUAAAGGAUCAGAGACAGAAGGAUCACGCAGGUCACAAAUGAGUGAUAAAGUGACACUGACAGUAUCAGAUCCCAGAGCAGUGUUAAGUGUUUCUCCACAGAACUGGUUGACUGAAGGAGAUCCAGUGACUCUGAUCUGUGAGGUUCACAGCUUCUCUACAGGCUGGACGUUCAGCUGGUUCACUUUAACUGUCUCACCAGAUCAGUAUGAUCAGCUGUCAGACAGCAGCAGAGGAGCAGGAGGAAACUACACGGUCAGUUCUGUUGCUCUAAAUCACACAGGAGUUUAUGUGUGCAGAGCAGAGAGAGAGAAAUCAGUCUAUAAAACACCGUUCAGCAACACACAGCUGCUGUGGGUCACUGGUGUUUCUCCUCCAGUCUCUCUGAUCGUCAGUCCCAGCAGAACUCAACACUUCACAUCUGUCUCUCUCUCUCUGAGCUGUGAGGACCAGAGUAACUCUACUGGAUGGAGAGUGAGGAGAUACACAGACGGUGGACGGCUGGAAGAUUGUUCAUUACGUGGAGGAUCUACAUGUACAUUCAGCUCCACCGUCCCAUCACACACUGGAGUGUACUGGUGUGAGUCUGAAUCUGGAGAGAAACAUCAUCCUGUUAAUAUCACUGUACACUCUGGUGUGAUUCUGGAGAGUCCUGUUCAUCCUGUGACUGAAGGAGAUCAUCUGAUUCUGCGCUGUUUAUAUCAGCAUACAACCCCAGCAAACCUCAGAGCUGAUUUCUAUAAAGAUGGAUCGCUCAUCCAGAAUCAAACUACAGAGAUGUCCAUCACCACUGUCUCAAAGUCACAUGAGGGUUUCUACUACUGCAAACACCCGACGAGAGGAGAGUCACCCAAGAGCUGGAUCUCAGUGAGGGAUAAGUCUUCCGCAGACUCAAGGUCUUAUAAACCCAUGAUAAUUGGAGUGACUGCAGGACUGACUAUCACUUUUUUGAUCAUUGUCUUCUUAGUCCUGAUGUGGCGCUACAGAAACAACAAAGGUGGAAGAUCUCCCUGUACUGUGAGUCAACAGCAGAGCCUCAGUCAGACAUCAGAGCAGAACCAGAGAGAAGUGCGAGACAAGACACUGCUCACUGGAACUGCUCAUAUUUAUGACUCUACUGCAGCUAUUUAUACAACUGCUGAUAAUGACAUAAGCACAGACAGUGUAAGUGCACCUUCUGAACUCACCUAUGCUGAGAUUGAACUGAAAUCUACAAAGAAAGAGAAGAAAAAGAAAGAAAACAAAGAGAAUAAACCUGAGAGUUCUGACUGCGUUUACUCUAAACUCAAGCUGCAGACAGAUCAAGGUGCUGGGUCUGGUGAAGUGAUUUAUGCUCAAGUUAAAUAAAAAUGUCCAGAGGAGAAACGUUCAAUCCCAGGAUGCUGAUGGGUGGAAAUGAACCAGGAUCAUCAGUAAUCUUUAUGAUAUUGAUCACUUAAUGGAAA